AAAACAAAAGCUUAAAAAAAAAAAAUAAUAAUAAAAAAAAACUAAAACCAAAGUGUAAAGUUUGAACAAAAUCAAGAAAUCUUUAUUUCAGUUCUGAGUUUUACAUAGUACCAAUCGAAAGUUAAGAUUUUUCACACACUACAAUUUUUUCCAUUGCCGGCCUAGUAUUUUUGUUCUCAUUAAAGAACCAAUUUUUUUCCUUCAAUUAAUCUAUAUAAAUUAGCUAUGGCAUCAAUAUUGAACCCCUCAACAUGGAUAAAGCUACAAUUUUUAUGAUUUUUACUUUGUUUGUGUUAUUCACAGCCAUGAAUAUGAUUAAAGCUGAAAAUUGUAAAAAGGGUCAUGUAAUUCCAACAACCCCUUUAGUGAUUUUUCUUGAAAAAGUUCAAGAAGCUGCUCUUCAAGCUUAUGGCCAUAAAGGGUUUGACCCCAAACUUUUUGUUGAUAUGUCACUGAGAAAGAAUCUUUCAGUAACAGUUGAAGCUUUUAAUAAGCUUCCAAGAACCGUGAAUGGUUCAAUAUCAGCAAAUGAUUUGGAUGGAUUUAUAGGUAAUUAUUUGGGUGGUGCUGAUGAGGAUUUGAUUUAUGUUGAGCCUGUGGAUUAUGUGGCUGAGCCUGAUGGUUUUUUACCAAAGGUGAAGAAUACUGAAGUGAGGGCUUGGGCAUUGGAGGUGCAUUCACUUUGGAAGAAUUUAAGUAGGAAAGUGUCUGAUAAUGUAUUGGAAAAACCAGAGUUGUAUACUUUGCUUCCAUUGAAAAAUCCAGUUAUUAUACCGGGAUCGCGGUUUAAGGAGGUUUAUUACUGGGAUUCUUAUUGGGUAAUAAGGGGCUUGUUAGCAAGCAAGAUGUGUGAAACUGCAAAAGGGAUUGUAAAUAAUCUGAUUUCUCUGAUAGAUGAAUUUGGUUAUGUUCUUAAUGGUGCAAGAGCAUACUACAGUAAUAGAAGUCAGCCUCCUGUCCUGGCCGGGAUGAUUGUCGACAUAUACAAUCGAACAGGUGAUUUAGAUUUUGCUAGAACAUCUCUUCCUGCUUUACUCAAGGAGUAUCACUUUUGGAAUUCAGGAAUACAUAAAGUAACUAUUCAAGAUGCUCAGGGAUCAAACCACAGUUUGAGUCGUUACUAUGCUAUGUGGAAUAAACCCCGGCCAGAAUCGUCAACUAUUGACAGUGAAACAGCUUCCAAACUCCCAAAUAUAUGUGAAAAAAGAGAAUUAUACCGCGAGCUGGCAUCAGCUGCUGAAAGUGGAUGGGAUUUCAGUUCAAGAUGGAUGAGGAACGAAUCUGAUCUCACAACAACUAGUACAACAUCAAUUUUACCAGUUGAUUUGAAUGCAUUCCUUCUGAAGAUGGAACUUGACAUAGCCUUUCUUGCAAAUCUUGUUGGAGAGAGUAGCACGGUUGCACUAUUUACAGAAGCUUCUCAAAAUAGACAAAAGGCCAUGAACUGUAUCUUUUGGAAUGCAGAGAUGGGGCAAUGGCUUGAUUACUGGCUUACUGACAGCAACACAUCCGAGGAUAUUUAUAUAUGGGAAGAUUUGCACCAGAACAAGAAGUCAUUUGCCUCUAACUUUGUUCCUUUGUGGACUGAAAAUCUAAUUUCAGAUAAUAUCACAACUCAGAAAGUAGUUCGAAGUCUCCAGAGCUCGGGCUUGCUUCAACCUGCAGGGAUUGCAAUGACCUUGUCGAAUACAGGACAGCAAUGGGAUUUUCCGAAUGGUUGGCCUCCCCUUGAACACAUAAUUAUCGAAGGUCUCACAAGAUCUGGACUAGAAGAGGCAAGAGCCUUAGCUAAAGACAUUGCUGUGCGCUGGUUACGAACGAACUAUGUGACUUACAGGAAAACCGGUGCAAUGCAUGAAAAAUAUGAUGUCACAAAAUGUGGAGCAUACGGAGGUGGUGGAGAAUAUAAACCCCAAACGGGUUUUGGAUGGGCGAAUGGUGUUGUACUUGCACUUUUGGAGGAAUUUGGUUGGCCUGAAGACUUGAAGAUUGACUGCUAGUGAGUGAGCAACCAGAGAAACUAUGUUGCUCGGACUCUUCAAAAAUGUCGCCGUACUCUUGUAAGGUCCUCCAAAAUGCAUUAUUGCCGAGUGUGUGUUGGAUCCUUCAAAGGUAAUGCAUUUUUGGAGGACCUUCUUGUGUUUUGUGUUGGAUCCUUCUUGUGUUUUGUUUCUUUUUCCCUUUUCCUAUAGGACUCAACUGCAUUGGUUCACAAAUAAUUUUAUGUUCAAAGCAUUUCAUUAGGUAUUUGUACCAUAUCCAGUGAUCCAGAUGGUGAAGGAAAAUAAGAGAGAUUAUCACCAUUGAUUUUAUGCUUGCAAGCAAAUUGAUUAUCAAGUGAAAAUAAGAUGAUUUAUAUGAUUCAAUAAAUAACCAUAAGUUAUUCUGAUA
Messenger RNA from Lycium ferocissimum, 2391 nucleotides. Its product is annotated as probable trehalase. The transcript has 12 exons. Bases 252 to 2000 code for a protein of 582 amino acids. Lineage: Eukaryota; Viridiplantae; Streptophyta; Magnoliopsida; Solanales; Solanaceae. The record is from RefSeq and is a predicted model, not a curated record. Gene Ontology annotation, molecular function: alpha,alpha-trehalase activity. Gene Ontology annotation, biological process: trehalose catabolic process.